Molecule: messenger RNA, 2256 nt
Organism: Nothoprocta perdicaria
Lineage: Eukaryota; Metazoa; Chordata; Aves; Tinamiformes; Tinamidae
Gene: VWCE
Product: von Willebrand factor C and EGF domains
Exons: 19
Coding region: 1-2256 (751 amino acids)
Biological process (GO): cellular response to virus
Cellular component (GO): cytoplasm
Molecular function (GO): protein binding; calcium ion binding
Source: RefSeq, a predicted model, not a curated record
AUGUUGGUCGAGCUGCUCUUCCAGGCUGCCUGUGUGUCCCUGGUCCUCCCCGGCGCCCAGGGCAGGGUGUACCCCGCGAGGAAGAAGCCGGCCAGCUUUGCUGUGGAGAGGCGCCGCGCGGGGCCGCACGUUUGCUUCUCGAGCUUCGGCAGUGGAUGUUGCCCCGGGUGGAUGCUGUCGCCGGGCAGCGGGCAGUGCACCCUGCCACUCUGCCCCUUUGGCUGCGGCAGCGGCUUGUGCAUCGCCCCUAACCUCUGCUCUUGCCCGGAUGGCGAGCAAGGCAUCACUUGCCCAGAGCCGCCCGGGACGUGCGGCGAGUACGGCUGCGACCUCUCCUGUAACCACGGCGGGUGCCAGGAGGUGGCCCGCGUCUGCCCCCUCGGCUUCUCCAUGCAGGAGACGGCCAACGGCGUCCGCUGCACGGACAUCGACGAGUGCCUGAGCGCCGCUUGCGAGGGGCUCUGCGUCAACACCGAGGGCGGCUUCGUGUGCGAGUGCGGCCCGGGCAUGCAGCUCUCCGCCGACCGCCACAGCUGCCAGGACACGGACGAGUGCCUGGCCACGCCGUGCCAGCACCGCUGCAGGAACAGCGUGGGCAGCUACCGCUGCUCCUGCCGCCCGGGCUAUCACCUGCACGGCAACCGGCACUCGUGCGUGGAUGUCAACGAGUGCCGGCGGCCGGGGGAGAGACGGGCCUGCCAGCACUCCUGCCACAACACGCCGGGCAGCUACGUGUGCUCCUGCCGCCCCGGGUACCGCCUCGGCGGGGACAGGGUGUCCUGCGAAGGGCUCCCCAAAUCCAUCCUGGCCCCGUCCCCCAUCCUGCAGUCCCUGCAGCACCCGCCCACUCUCCUCCUGCUCCCUCCUGGCUCUGGGGGACCCCUCCUGGUCCCCAGGGGCUCCCCGUCUCCCCACCUGCCGGCUCCGGGCACCCAGGCACCUUCCUUCCCCGCUGCCCCCUCGCCCGCCGCGGACGUGUUGGUGCUGCGGACGGAGGGAGCUCCCGGCCCCGCCGCGCCGUCACCGGCGCCGCCAGCGCCUCGCUGCUGGCACCGGGGAGCCCCCCGGGCGCAGGGCGCGCGCUGGACGGAGCCCGGCUGCCGGAGCUGCGCCUGCCACGUGAGUGCCCCGGCUGCCCGGGCUGGCGGCCGCGCGGCCUCGCCGCUCAGCGCGGCCUCGCCGCUCAGCGCGCUCCUGCCCGUGCAGGCAGGGCGAGUGCUGUGCGAGCCCGUGAGCUGCCCCGCGGCCUGCUCCCACCCGCUGCCCGCCCCCGACGGCGGCUGCUGCCCCAGCUGCUCAGGCUGCCUGCACGACGGGGUGGCCCGGGCCGAGGGGGACGUCUUCUCGCUGCCCGACGGGAACUGCACGGUGUGCGUGUGCCUGGCUGGCAAYGUCUCCUGCAUCUCCCCGGAGUGCCCUCCAGGCCCCUGCCCCAGCUCCUCCGCUGCUGAUUGCUGCUCCUGCCAGCCAGCAAAGUGCAACUUUCACGGCCGCACGUACGUGCACGGAGCCCGCUUCAGUCUGGAUGGGGAUGACUGCACCACCUGCGUCUGCCAGGGCGGUGAGGUGGAGUGCUCCUUCGCCCCGUGUCCCGCGCUCGACUGUCCUCAGCACGAGUGGCACCUGGGCCCCGGGCAGUGCUGCUUCGCCUGCCGGGACCCCCCGGCCCCCUCAGGUUGCUUCGUGGAUGACAACGGCGUGGAGUUCCCCGUCGGACAGAUCUGGUCUCCGGGCGAUCCCUGUGAGUUAUGCAUCUGCCAGGCAGAUGGGUCCGUGAGCUGCAAGCGGACGGACUGCGUGGAGACGUGUCCCUACCCCAUCCGGAUCCCCGGGCAGUGCUGUCCCGACUGCUCAGCAGGCUGCACCUACAUGGGAAGGAUCUUUUACAACAACGAGACGUUCCCGUCUGUCCUGGACCCCUGUCUAAGCUGCAUCUGCCUGCUGGGCUCCGUGGCCUGCUCGCCCGUGCACUGUGCCAUCUUCUGCACGUACCCGUUCCACGCCGAAGGGGAAUGCUGCCCCGUCUGCAAGGAUUGCAACUACGAGGGCAGGAAGGUGGUGAACGGCCAGACGUUCAGCCCCGAGGGUGAGCCCUGCACCCGCUGCACGUGCCAGCUGGGCGAGGUGAGCUGCGAGAAGAGGCUGUGUCCCCAGUCCUGCGYGGAGCCCGCGCUGCUCCCCGCUGCCUGCUGCCCGCCCUGCCAAGGGGCCUCCGUGGUGCAUGUGCGUGGCGAGGAGGAGGAGGAGGGGGGCUGA